Messenger RNA from Talaromyces stipitatus ATCC 10500, 1735 nucleotides. Its product is annotated as aminotransferase, classes I and II, putative. Gene Ontology annotation, biological process: biosynthetic process. The record is from RefSeq and is a predicted model, not a curated record. NCBI's taxonomy places the organism in Eukaryota, Fungi, Ascomycota, Eurotiomycetes, Eurotiales, Trichocomaceae. The coding region runs from base 173 to 1621 and encodes 482 amino acids. The transcript is spliced from 4 exons. Gene Ontology annotation, molecular function: pyridoxal phosphate binding.
GAAAUCAACAGAUUCAAUUCUGAUUCUAUCUCCAGUUAAUAUAUCUGAUUGAGUGUUGAGAGUGUUGAGGUAUUGCAUAUCAACCAGUCUUGGCAAUCUGGACGCUAACGAGUGGAAAGUUGUUACCCCGGAAAAUACACAAAACUACAUACAACACCCACAACAAGCCAAGAUGUCGUUCUCCGGUCGCCGAGUGAGUAUUCUGCGCCCUGCAGAAGUUAGGCGUUUCUCUGUUAGCAAGGAUCUUUCUCAGAACGAAAAGAACUCCGAAACCCAUCGCAACUUCCGUUCUGCGCACGAAGGCCACAAACCCCACGCCGGCCUCGACGCUUCCCGUGCUUCUACCGGUGUCAUUUGGUGUACAGAACGUGCCAAUGAGCAUGGCUUCUCAGAACAUCCCCACGAAUGGGCCAAUUUAGGUCAGGGCGCCCCUGAAGCAGACGAUGAUAUUGCUGGUAGUUUCCCUCGUCCCACGACGAUUCCCAUCGACUCGGCUGCCCGAGAAUACGGCCCUACUGCAGGUAUCAAGCCCCUCCGCGCUGCUGUGGCACGGCUUUACAAUGAGCAGUACCGAAAGGGUAAGGAGAGUCAGUAUACUUGGGAGAACGUGUGCAUUGUGCCCGGUGGUCGUGCUGGGUUGAUUAGAAUUGCGGCCAUUUUGGGGAAUGCGUAUUUGUCGUUCCCUAUCCCGGAUUAUACCGCGUACUCUGAGAUGUUAUCUCUUUUCAAGAACUUCUCGCCUAUUCCUAUCCCACUUUCAGAAAGUGAUCACUAUCACAUCCACCCUGAUAAGAUCGCUGAGGAGAUUGCUCGCGGCACCUCUGUACUUUUGACAUCCAAUCCUCGUAAUCCCACCGGCCAUGUUAUCGCAAAUCCAUCUCUUGCCAAGAUUCAAGAUAUCUGCCGUGAUCGUGCCACUCUGAUUUUGGAUGAGUUUUAUGGUGGUUACAACUACACCACUGACUGUGAUGGAACGACAUUGAGUGGCGCAGAGAAUGUUAUCGAUGUUGACAAAGACGAUGUUCUGUUGAUUGACGGUCUCACCAAACGGUUCCGUCUACCAGGAUGGCGUAUCGCCUGGAUUGUCGGCCCCAAAGAGUUCAUCGAGGCUCUCGGAUCUGCAGGUUCUUACUUGGAUGGGGGUGCCAACGUUCCUUUCCAAGAGGCAGCCGUCCCUAUGCUUAAACCAUCCCUCGUCCAGGCAGAAAUGAGGGCUCUGCAGGUUCACUUCCGUAGCAAACGUGACUAUGUCGUCGCUCGUCUCCAGGAAAUCGGUUUCCGAUUCAAGGAUAUCCCUCAAGCCACUUUCUACAUCUGGCUGGAUUUGACAUCCAUUGAACCCCCUCUGCCGGAAAGUGCAAACAUUUCCGACGGUUUGAACUUCUUCAAUGCGCUAUUGAAGGAGAAGACUAUUGUUGUUCCGGGUAUUUUCUUUGACUUGAAUCCUGCCAAGCGUCGUGACCUAUUUGACAGUCCUUGCCAUCAUUUUGUGCGUCUCAGCUACGGACCAAAAAUGGAAGUCUUGAAGAAGGGGUUGGAUGGCAUUGAGCGGGUUAUCCGUCGGGCUAGAGGAGAGAACGUUGGCCCGACACUGGAAGAUGAGGUGGCCAUUGAGGACUAAGUCUGGAUGUCCGAAGGGCGUAGACGGUUAGCAAGAAAAAGAAAAAGAAAGAGAAAAACAGAUUUUCGGUUGUAGAUACAUGAACAUAUCUAUUUGAGGAAUUUACGAAUUUUU